AUGGCUGUUCUGUAUCCCCAACAUCUGCUUGCUAUUCACCUGGUCGGCAACAUGGACAUUCUAACGACGGUCACUUCGCCUUACCAAAUGCUCACAAUAGCUUUCUAUUCCUAUCUCCCUCAAGUAUUCUACUUCUUCGAGAGCACAUGGGAGUACUCUAAACUGAAUCCACUAGGCGAGAAGUUUUUGACUUUGUUCACUGAAACCGGUUACAUUCACCUGCAAGCGACCAAGCCGGACACCAUUGCUUCCUCUCUGGUGGACAGUCCCGUCGGACUGGCUGCCUACAUUCUCGACAAGUUUGCCUCCCUUGGUGCUUUGGGCAAUGUCAAUCGCAAAGACGGCGGUCUAGUGGAGAAGUUUGAUCUGGACGAACUUUUGACCAAUGUCAUGCUUUACUGGCACUCUUCAUCAGGAAUUGCCGCUAGCUUGCGGUUCUGGCGGGAAAACUUUGUAGAAAACACUGAUCUGCUAACAAUCAUUCUCAGGGAAAAGCAGUCACAAAAAUCUUACGUUAGUAUAUUGAAGAUGGGAAAGGGAGUGAUAGUGCUGACACUGCUGCUGGCAGUGGGCGCCUUCGUCUACUACAAGUCCACCAGCUGCUGCCACAAGAAGGUAGAUGUGGCGCCCUACAGGGUCGAUGGGUAUUUUGGCAAGGCGGCCAUUAAAGCCGGUCAGGCAGCUCCCAAAGACAACCCGGCAAUUCGGCCCUUCAAGGUGAACGUGCCCGAGGCCGACCUGGUUGACCUGAAGAGCCGCCUUUCAAAGGCGCGCUACGUUGAUCACAUCGAGGGAACGCACUUCAACUACGGCUUCAACUCAAACUUCCUCAAGAAGGUGGUCACCUACUGGCAGACCAAGUACGACUGGAAGAAGGAGGAGGCAAAGCUGAACGCAGUCCCCCAGUUUGUCACCCAGAUUGAAGGCAUUGAUGUACACUUCCUGCAUGUAAAGCCCGCAAAGAAGGCAAAGACGGUGGUACCGCUUCUCAUCAGCCACGGCUGGCCUGGAUCGGUGCUCGAGUACUACAAAACCAUUCCACUGCUCACUGAACCCGAUGAAAACGGUGUUGCAUUUGAACUGAUCAUUCCAAGCAUUCCCGGCUACGGUUUUUCAGAAGCACCGCACCAGCAAGGCUUUGACGGCAACGCAGCUGCUCGCGUCUUUGUCAAGUUGAUGAAACGACUGGGCCAUGAAAAGUUUUACGUCCACGGCGGAGAUUGGGGUAACCUGAUAGUGCGACUGAUUUCAAUUAUCUUCCCUGAAAACGUCAUCGGUGCUCACAUUCUCGGCAACUGGGAGGGCAUCAAUCACAUGGAGUCGGGUUGCUACAUUGCCAAGGUCCUCCUUGCGCAGUACUUCCCCAGUCUUUUCUUCUCAGCAGAGACGCGUGAUCGAGACUACGCUAAACUGUUCCCGCUGAAGGAUCGCAUCUUCUACCUCCUUCAGGAAAGUGGCUACAUGCACAUUCAGGCGACCAAGCCGGACACUGUGGGCGCCGCUCUGGUGGACAGCCCCGUCGGUUUGGCUGCCUACAUUCUCGAGAAGUUCUCCACGUGGACAAAUCCCGCGUACCGUGACCGUGAUGACGGCGGUCUCACCGAGAAGUUCACCCUCGACGAGUUGCUUACCAACAUCAUGAUUUAUUGGACUUCGGGAAACAUUGCCUCCAGCCAGCGAUUCUACAAAGAAAACUUGGCACGACAUAACCCUAUUGCCAAUGCUAAACUGACCGUUCCAGCAGCCACUGUCGACACACCACAUGAGAUGGUCCGUACGCCUCGCAAGCUAGUGGAACACGCCUACACAAAUCUAGUUAGUUACAGCGAGUUUCCUGUGGGUGGGCAUUUCACAGCAUUUGAGGAGCCCGUUAUUACAAGCAACGACAUUCGCUCCUUUGUCCACAAAGUCAUUGAGCAACAGGAGCAGGCCAAGCGGGACCAGCAGGCGAAGCAGCAGAAGAAGGUCAAGGAUGAAGUUUGA
Messenger RNA from Rhagoletis zephyria (snowberry fruit fly), 1983 nucleotides. The record is from RefSeq and is a predicted model, not a curated record. NCBI's taxonomy places the organism in Eukaryota, Metazoa, Arthropoda, Insecta, Diptera, Tephritidae.